Populus trichocarpa (black cottonwood) is the source of this 1505-nucleotide messenger RNA. RefSeq lists its product as uncharacterized. Gene Ontology annotation, biological process: response to oxidative stress; mitochondrial respiratory chain complex I assembly. The transcript has 9 exons. Gene Ontology annotation, cellular component: membrane. Bases 475 to 1041 code for a protein of 188 amino acids. NCBI's taxonomy places the organism in Eukaryota, Viridiplantae, Streptophyta, Magnoliopsida, Malpighiales, Salicaceae. The record is from RefSeq and is a predicted model, not a curated record.
UGUCUUUCUCGUCUCUCUCGAAAACAGCUAGUCUCUGCCCUCUUAACGGUGUACGUUUUCUGUCUCGACAGUAAUCAAAAGCUGCCUAGAAGCCAACAUCAAAACCACCGCUUUCACCGCAGAUCUCUCUCCGCCGCAACCACUCCUCAGUCUCUCACGCCACCUCAAAUCUCCACCUUCGAUCAUUUCCACGACCAUUCCUUCUUCUCACACAUAACUCCUCGCUUCAAAACGUAUUUACAGUUCUUAAUUUAGCUAUUCACCUCCUACCACAAAUGCUCAAAAACGUCCACUGUUUUUUUUUAGUGGUAUACUCGUAUGGUUUGUUUCUUUUUUAAUUAUGGAUAAUUGCAAACAACAGAAUCAUAGGAGACCAAAUGUUAGCAAAAUUUGAUUGUUAAGUAUUGAAUUAUUGAUAUCCUUUCAUCCAGAACAAGUAAAACAAGAAAAGAGUAGUAAAAAGGAAAGAAAGAGAUGUCAAAGCUGUUGGCACGGAUUGCUGGCUACUUGAGCAACCGAACUUUGGUGGGUGUAGACAAAGUAGGGAACCGUUAUUUCACCAGAACAGAAGAGAUCGAUGGUAUCAUUUGUAUAUUUGUUGAUGUUUCAGUGAAAGAGAAAAGAUGCGUAAUAUUCAAAGGGGAGGGGGAUCCAACCUCACUAUCAGUUGAAUGGAUAUGCUGGCUGAACGGACAGCGUAAAAGGGCUCCAACUCCUGAGAUGGAGUUGGGGGCAAGGCGAGAACUUGUGAAGCAAAAUGUGGCACUUCUCAAGCAAGAAGAAGAGGAAAGGAGAGCCAAAGAAGGCAGUUCUCACAAAGCCAAGAGCACUGGUAAAACUGGAGGUCCAGACUUGAAAAGUUUCAUUCACCAAUUUCCUACUGAAGGUAACAAGCUUGAGGAAGAAUCAGAUGCAGUUGAUAGAGGAAGCGGAGAAGAUGAAGCUGGGGCACAGAAAGCAAAAGAACCUUUGUCAGAGCAUUCAGAACCAACCGGAUCUGGUUCAACCUUCAAGCCAGGGACGUGGCAACCACCAACAUGAGAUGGGUCAUAUUUUAAUAGUCACCCGUAUUGGUAGUCAUUUUCUUCACCAUUAUGGUCCCCGUUUCCCCAUUGGUUUUUUAUUGACUAGACUCGCAAAUUUCACCGACGACAUUGUUGAACAAAUUACAUAUACUGCAAACUAUUUUGUCGGAAACUUUGAGAUUUUUGGGAGAUGGGGAUAACUCGGAUUGGUUUAGUUUCAUAAUUUGUAUCAGCCAAAACAUAACCGAACUCAGGUUCAUACCAUGAAGCAGCCACAUCAUCCAUUCAAGAAGCUUUGGAGAGAUUACUCUGUUUAAAGGAGUUUUAACUUUUUGGACCCUUAUACCUUUAACAGACGAGAAUAUGGACAUGAUAAACCUGUCGCUAAUAUCUCAGGCCAGCAUCAAGCAUCUGUCUCUCUGUUUUUUCAGUUGCAAUAGUUUCACAUUAGCAAUCAAUGAAUAAAACUCUUAUUCUGUA